CGAAGGACGCUUUGCUAGACCUGUCUUCUAACAUGCCAUCCAUUGAACAGAUUCUCCUUCCUCACCUCCAAAAACUAGAGUCAAAUGCGACAUUCUCUUUCAAGGGAUCUUCCGUGGUCAAGUCAUCAUCUGGCAAACAGUACUUCGCCAAGGUCGGCGCUCCUAGGGAGAAGGAGCAGUACAUAGGGGAGGCGGAGUCCCUCAUUGCCAUCUACAAUGCGGCUCCUGGUCUCGCACCAAAGCUCUUUGCACACGGUGUGGUGGACGGCAACGAUCAGCCUACUGGUCUUGAUGAGCCAGGUCGACCAUUCUUCCUGUCAGAGUACAAGGACCUCAAGUAUGUCUCGCCAGCUGCUGGACAAAAACUUGGGGAGAGAUUGGCUACUGAGCUUCACAGAUACCAAAGUGACAAAGGUUUCGGCUUUCAUGUCCCAACGUAUUGUGGGGAUACAAAACAACCUAACGGUUGGUAUAAAACGUGGGAAGACUGCUAUGCUGCAAUGAUUGAAAACCUCCUGAGCAAGUUGCGAAGCCAGGGGGGAUAUUCGGACCUAUGCAAGAAAGGCGAGCAGGUAAAGACAAGAGUCAUUCCUCACCUAUUGCACCCCCUCAAAAUAUACCCAGUCUUGAUGCAUGGUGAUCUAUGGAGUGGCAAUGCUAAGGCGGAUGCAUCAUCAGGAGAACCUGUAAUAUUUGAUCCUUCAUCCUUCUAUGGACACAACGAGGCCGACUUGGCCAUUGCUAGGAUAUUUGGGGGCUUUCCCGGAUCAUUCUUUACGACAUACCAUGAAAAGCUACCCAAGACCGAGCCUGCGGGUCAGUAUGAGCUACGCUCCGACUUGUAUGAACUCUACCAUUAUUUGAAUCACACUGUGCUGUUUGGGGGAGGUUACGCUAGCAGUCCCAGCAGGAAGAUGGAUAGACUGCUGAGAGAAUGUCCUUAGGGUUUCUGUUGAUCAUGGAGCGUUGAAUGUACAAGGAGAAUAAGGACGGAUGUAGACCAUAGUGUCCAGCAACAAAGUCGAUUCGGACUGAAUGCCGAAAUUGAG
Messenger RNA from Coniophora puteana RWD-64-598 SS2, 1049 nucleotides. Its product is annotated as Ketosamine-3-kinase. The coding region runs from base 33 to 944 and encodes 303 amino acids. Lineage: Eukaryota; Fungi; Basidiomycota; Agaricomycetes; Boletales; Coniophoraceae. The transcript has 5 exons. The record is from RefSeq and is a predicted model, not a curated record.